GCGCUGAGACUGACUGCCUUGCCAUCGCUCAUCCGUUCGAGCCAUGCUUACCACCUCCGUAGUGGCUUGCGAUGUGGUCACUUCUGUUCGAGGAGAGCCCCUUUAAGAGUUUCUGCAGGAAAAAUGGCCGCAAGUGAAUCAGAAAGCAAAACCCCCUCAUGCUUCAAGAUUAUAGACUCCCAUCUCCAUGUUUGGGCGUCUCCGCAAGAGGCUGCGAGUAAAUUCCCUUACUUUCCUGGUCAAGAACCCACUUUACCCGGACAUGUCGAUUUUUUGCUACAGUGCAUGGAGGAAGCAGGGGUAGAUGGUGCACUCAUCGUGCAGCCAAUCAAUCACAAGUUUGAUCAUAGUUUAGUUACAAGUGUACUGAAGAAAUACCCAACCAAAUUCGUUGGUUGUUGCCUUGCGAAUCCAGCUGGCGAUGGUAGUGGCAUUAAGCAGUUUGAACACCUUGUUUUGCAGGAUGGCUAUCGUGCUGUACGAUUUAACCCUUACCUGUGGCCAUCUGGAGAAAAGAUGACCAAUGAAAUUGGAAAAGCUAUGUUUUCAAAAGCCGGAGAACUCAAAGUGCCGGUGGGAUUCAUGUGCAUGAAGGGGCUUGAUCAGCAUAUUUCAGAAAUUGAGCAACUAUGUGCAGAUUUUCCAUCAACAGUUGUACUGCUCGAUCACUUGGCCUUCUGCAAACCUCCAACAAACGAUGAAGAAGGUCUUGUCUUCUCUAGGCUUCUGAAUCUAUCAAGAUUCCCACAAGUACACGUAAAAUUUAGUGCACUUUUUAGAGUGUCAAGAUCGCAGUUCCCAUAUUUGGAUCUGUGUCCUGUGUUAUCCCAAGUUGUGUCCAGCUUUGGCGCCAACCGUGUGAUGUGGGGCAGUGAUUUUCCCUUUGUUGUUGCUGAAUGUGGGUACAAGGGAGCCAAAGAAGCCGUGCAACUUAUUGCCAAAGAAAUUUCUUUAUCUUCAUCUGAUUUGGGGUGGAUCAUGGGGGGCACAUCCUUACAACUCUUCCAUACCCACUUGACGUAUUAAGCAGUCCUGUAACUCCGCUUUAUGCAAAUGCUCCGUUGACAAGUUUUUUAUGAAUGGAAUGCUAUUGUUAUGUUCUGGACCAUUAAAUGUUGAAUAUCAUUGAACAUUUGUUUCUUUUCGUC
Molecule: messenger RNA, 1148 nt
Organism: Neltuma alba
Lineage: Eukaryota; Viridiplantae; Streptophyta; Magnoliopsida; Fabales; Fabaceae
Product: 4-sulfomuconolactone hydrolase
Exons: 10
Coding region: 124-1026 (300 amino acids)
Molecular function (GO): hydrolase activity; carboxy-lyase activity
Source: RefSeq, a predicted model, not a curated record